CUACUACACACCUUCCUCCCACUCUUUCAGUGCUGCAACCCCAGUAAUAUUCUGUUACCGCGCCGCCCCGUCGCUAUUCAACCUUUGCUCGCGGAAUGGUAGCGGUCCAGUACAAGAUUCCUUUGCCAACAUCGCCGCCACCGAGCCCACCCAGAAACGCAUCAUCAACAAUGGUACCAACACCGUCAUCAAGCAGCCGUGCGGCGCUCAAGUCGGCCAUUGCCCCAGCGUCGAUCCCAACGCCAGAUACCUCGGGUGACGACUUGAAGAAUGGCGAGUCACCGCCACGCCCCAGCUGGUCAAGAUCUCGGCCCAUCAUGCCCCUGCUGAGCGACUUUGAACUGGUCCGCGUACUUGGCAAGGGCUGCGCUGGAAGGGUGCUCCUGGUCAAGCACACGCCCACUUCGAGGGUUCACGCCAUGAAGGCCAUUUCAAAGCGAGCCGUGCUGGCAAACGACGAGCUUGACCACACGCUUGCCGAGCAGCACAUCUUGCAGCACUUUGCGUCGAGCGAACGGCGCAGCGCCUUCAUCUCACGCCUCUACUACUCGUUUACGGACAAGGAGAACUUUUAUCUCGUGAUGGAGUUUUACCCCGGAGGUGAUCUCGCGACCCAGAUGGAGAUCCAUGGCAUUCUCGGCCCAUUAAGGACACGCUUCUACACGUGUGACAUCGUCGCAGGCCUUGAGCACCUGCACCGAGAAGGAAUCCUCGUCCGCGACCUCAAGCCAGAAAACAUUUUGUUGAACUGGCAUGGGCACGCCGUCUUGGCCGACUUUGGCCUGUCAAAAUCCUUUGGCUACCGAGGAGACCCCGUCCCAGUCAAGCUUCCCGCCGACUACAUCGACGGCAAGGGCGAUCCUCCUCCCCACGCGGGCAAGGGCUUUGGCUCGUACCGCAAAGGCGAGUUAACGUGGGACCGUGCGUUCUCUUUUGUCGGCACACAAGAAUACCUCGCGCCCGAAGUGAUCAAGCGCAACCACUACACCUACGCCAUCGACUGGUGGGCGCUGGGCUGUAUCGUCUGUGAAUGCUUGACGGGGCGCGUGCCGUUCAGAGGCAGCGAUAACGAGAGCAAUGCCGAGCUGUACGACCGAGUGAUCAACGCUCCUUGGGAUGCCCUGUAUCGAGGUGACCACCCCAAAGUCUACCUCAAGGAACGGUACAGGAUUGACAAUACGACCUAUGACUUUAUCGAGGGGCUGUUGGCAAAGGAGCCAAUGUUCCGUCUGACAGAACCAUGCGUCAAGUCACAUCCCUAUUUCACCAACGUUGACUGGGACACGGUCGACAAGGGCGACUACCAAGACCCUUUCCAGCUCGAGAUCGACCCCGUGGCCGAGUACAACACACAGUUCUUCCCAAGGCUCUGCCUGGAAGAGACGCCGACAGUCGACAUGCGAGGUCACGACUAUGGCAAGGACCCCGACGACGCGUCCAACAACCCUCUCAACAAUGACGACGUGUACGCCGCAGCUCAGGACGAGUUUAGAAACGAACUCGCGUCCUUUGACUGGACCUGCCAGAACGCAUACGACAUUGACGACACUUUUGACGACCAAGACGAAGACGACCAACUUGUAGAAGAAGAAGACCUUUACGCCGUAGACAACGCCUCAGUGGAGCAAGCCCACACCAACCUCAGCACACCAGAAAUCACCACUAAUCAAGACUCUGUCGUUUCGGAAGACACGGUCCGGACACCCACGCCUCCUUUGGAACCCGCCUCUGCCAAGGACCAGACUCCUCCAACAUCACCGAGCCCGGUCCCUACACUGGUCGACACCCCCAAGCGAGCGGAACUCACCGACACCGCCAAGCCGGCGGCCGUCAUUGUGGACAAGGUCGUCGUCGAGCCGACUCCGCCACCUUUGGCGUCUGCGCCGACUUCUCCUCGCUCCCCAGUGGCCGCCUCCGACGCCCUUUCAGAACCCCUGUCUCCCCCUACCAUCCAAACACCCAUUCCUGCAUCGCCCUCCAAGCUUGGGCCUAUUAAUUCAUCCCCCAUUCCCACGGUUGAGGUGCACGACCUUUCUGCUCCUCCCCUUGCCCCGGCAGACACUCGUGAACUUUCGAUCAGCCCGCAUCAGUCUCCAGGCGGCUUGUCCGUCCGGCUGCCAUCGGGCCCACCAUCUGGUGGUCUGUCGGUUUCCGACGUUAUUUCAGUCCCAGGCUCACCCAACCUUAUCAUUCGCCGUCACCGUCAAGCACCCAGUAUCGACGCAUACCCCCACCACCCAAGACUUUCGGUCGAGGUCAAUGGCAUUAUUUCGCAGCUCGGCGACGAAGACUGGGAGCAGCUCGACGCCGAGACCAUCCCCGAGGCGACCAACGGAGCCGACGCCGCGGGUCAGACGCGGCCCUCUCUCCUGGCCCGUGUUGGCAUGCUCGGACGCCGCCCGUCGGUUCGUGGCCUGGCCUCGCGCCAGACAUCGGCUGUCCGUGUCCCAUCGGGGCUGCGCAAGGGCGUGAGCGCCGAGUCGGACACGUCAUCGGAGCAGAGCUCGAACAAGGGCCGCCAGCCGCUGUUUGCCACCCGUGGAUACGAAAACACCAAGAAGGCAUUGAUCAAGGCGUUCCCUCCAACGCAACGACGACCUAGCUCGGACAAUGUCCGACCUGCCACGCCGACUUCGACGUCGCCAUCGCCUGUUGCUUCGAUCCGCGCUGUCGUGCCAAUCAACACGCCGGCGACGCUCCCCAAGUCGGUAUCGAUGCGGGAGACGUCACUUCGCGAGCCCGACACACCUUCGACCAGUAAGCGGACGUCGGUCUUGUCCGCAUUCUCGUCGAGCAGCAAGCGAACGUCGUCUCGGUCAGGCGACUUGGGCCUCUUGUUCUCGAGACCAAAGUCUCGAAAGGGCAAGGAGCGCCGCUCACGUACGAUGGCGCCAGGAGGCAACUCGUCGUGGAACCCGCCAGCCGAGGCCGAAGACGCUGCUCCUGCGCUCCCUAGUAUUCCUCGCAUUGAACUGAUAGAGACGCCGCCCAUUGUCUGGGAGCUGGACGUCGACCAGGCCAAGCACUAG
Molecule: messenger RNA, 3029 nt
Organism: Vanrija pseudolonga
Lineage: Eukaryota; Fungi; Basidiomycota; Tremellomycetes; Trichosporonales; Trichosporonaceae
Gene: pkgB
Product: Protein kinase 2
Exons: 6
Coding region: 96-3029 (977 amino acids)
Biological process (GO): intracellular signal transduction; peptidyl-serine phosphorylation
Molecular function (GO): protein serine/threonine kinase activity; ATP binding
Source: RefSeq, a predicted model, not a curated record